Nicotiana tabacum (common tobacco) is the source of this 1131-nucleotide messenger RNA. RefSeq names its product F-box protein At5g42460-like. Gene Ontology annotation, molecular function: protein binding. The record is from RefSeq and is a predicted model, not a curated record. Lineage: Eukaryota; Viridiplantae; Streptophyta; Magnoliopsida; Solanales; Solanaceae.
AUGGCUUCUUCAGAGCUUCCAUCUGAUAUGGCUUUCGAGAUAUUAACUCGAACUUCCUUGGAAACAUUAGAUGCUUGCAAAGUAGUUAACAAGACAUGGAAAAACUUGACAUAUAAAUUAGGUUUUAUGCAAGUAUAUUGUCACAGAACAAAUAAUAUUUUAGGUUACUUCGUUCAAGGUUUAGAAAACAACAAGUACGUUACAGAGUUUGUUUCAAUGGACGAUUGCUCUGGAAAAGAUCCAUUGCAUCUACCAGUUGAAACCUUGAAUAAACCUAAAUAUAAAAUUUUCAACCAUUUUCACAACACAAAGAUCGAGGCAUCUUCAAAACAAGGGAUUUUGUGUUGCGUGAGAAGAAUAAAGAAUCGUAAUCAUAUGUACUACAUUUGCAAACCUAGUACCCGAGAAUGGAAAGUGUUGCCUAAUCCAAAAACGAGGUAUCAAACUGUCAAGGUUGCUCUAGUGGUACUCAAAUCAAGUCCUUUACAUAUCAAGAUUAUUCGUUUGUCACAAGACUUAUCACCACCUCGUCGUAGGCGCUUGGGACUUGACAAUUAUUGUUGCGAAAUCUUUGACUCUGAGACUUUUGCCUGGAGACGAACAAAUAUAAUCUCACUCCCUUACGAUGUGUUUUUCGAAUCCUCUUGUCUCCCUAUUAAUGCAAGUGGUUUAGUUUAUUUUCUCACAGAUGAUGAUCACGUAUUAGUCUUAAACUAUAAUGGCAAAGAAGCUCGUUCAAGAUUCUCACUUCCAGAGUCAGUAACCGAAAACAAAGAUUAUACAGACAAAAAACUGGUGGAGUACGAAGGGAAGUUGGGAUUUAUUUGUCUAUCGCCGAAUGAAAUGUUAGAGCUUUGGUGUAUUGACAAUACAAGAAACCAUUUGUGGAAUAAGGAGAAAGAAGUGGAGAUUGAAACCGUUAAAAGUGUGAUGAAAUAUCCAAGUCCAGUUGAUUUCUACGAUAGUGAUAUUGCUCUAAUGAUGGGUUUUGAUAAAUUGGUGUGUUAUAACCAAAGAAAUACAAGAUUUGAUGUGGUGAAAUUGGAUAGGUCAGACUAUAGUGAAAUAUUUCCUUUUCGUUCGGAUAGAGAACCAAUUGGUUUAAAAACGAUAGGGGAAAAUAGUGGCUAA